GCUGUGAGUGCAAAUAUGGCGCCCAGUUUCGACACCCUCUCCGAGCAGGACCUCCACGAAGAGGAGGAGGAGGAGAUUGACUUCUCCGGUGAGUGCGACCCCGACUCGCGUUCUUUGUCCUGUCCUGUCCUGUCCUGUCCUAUCCUAUCCGUUACCCGUGCCCCUCGUCACUGACCGCGAUCGGUUCUUGGUCUUGCAGACCUUAAGGAGCAGUUUGAAGUGAAACUUGAUGAGGGUUUGGAUACAUUCGUUGUCAUCGAUGGGCUUCCGAUCGUGCCCGAGGAGAGCAGGCAGAAGCUCAUCAAGUUCUUGUUGAGGAAGCUCACCACCGCCGGCAACACCUCCGAAGAUGCUGUCUUCAUGCCCAUCAACGACAAGAAUAUGUCCGAAGGGUAUGUACUGGGAACUCGGGCUGGAACUGCAGCAGGGAAAAAUUAACGUUGGGUCGCAGUUUCGCCUUCGUCGAAUAUGAGACUCCCGAACAAGCCGUCGCUGCCGUGAAGGCCCUGCACGGUGUCCCCCUCGACAAGAAGCA
Molecule: messenger RNA, 535 nt
Organism: Aspergillus brunneoviolaceus CBS 621.78
Lineage: Eukaryota; Fungi; Ascomycota; Eurotiomycetes; Eurotiales; Aspergillaceae
Exons: 1
Coding region: 16-174 (52 amino acids)
Source: RefSeq, a predicted model, not a curated record